UCAAGCUCAGCAUGACUGGUUCGAGGGUCAACCUGCUUUCUCUGGACUCUGCACUUGGAAGUGUGUAAAUACCCUGUUGCUGCUCAGACCCUGCACACUGAAGCCAUCGAGCUGCCGCCGCCAUGACCACCUUUGACGACAUCCUGGAAGAAGCCGGCAAAUUCGGCUGGUUCCAGAAGCGCAUCUUCUCCAUGAUGUGUCUCGUCUCAGUGCCCUUCGCUGGAGUUUAUGUGGGCAUCGUGUUUCUGGGCUUCACCCCUGAGCACUGGUGCCGUAACCCCGGGGUGAAGCAGGGUCAGAUGCAUUGUGGCUGGAGCUUAGAGAAGGCACUCAGGCUCACAGUGCCUUUUCAGAACACAUCUGCUGGAGUAGUGCGCAGUCAGUGUGAGAGGUUUGACGUGGAGUGGAACAUCACUGAUCUCAGCUGCGAUGACCCGGACAGUGAGAUCGCUGAGGGAAGGAGUGCUGCGCUGCCCACGAGUGCCUGCAAGGAUGGCUGGGACUAUGAUUACGAGGGAAGAGAGUCUUUCGUCACUGAGUUUAAUAUGGUGUGCGAGGAUGCUUGGUUAUUAGACAUGUGCCAGGCAUCGCUCUCUGUUGGCUUUUUAGUAGGCAGCAUUGCCAUCGGAUACCUCGCCGACAGGUUUGGUCGAAAAUCAACUUUCCUGAUGUCCUGUGUUCUGAAUACAGUUACAGGAAUUCUAGUGGCAGUAUCUCCUAAUUACAUCUCCCUGCUGGUGUUCAGAGCGCUGUAUGGGUUUGGGUCUAAGGGCGGCUGGAUGGUAGCAUUUGUUCUGAUUACAGAGCUGGUGGGCGUGGAGUACCGGAGGCCAGUAGCUGUGUUCAUUCAGAUGUUCUUCAGCAUCGGUAUCCUCAUCCUGCCCCUCAUGGCCUACCUCAUCACUAACUGGCGCUGGCUGCAGGUGGCCAUCACAGCUCCAUACCUCUGCUUCCUGGCUUACUAUUGGUUUAUUCCUGAGUCACCGAGGUGGCUUAUCUCCCAGAACAACUCCAGUAGAGCUGUGGAGAUCACAAAGAAAAUGGCCAAAGUGAACAAGAAGACGCUCUCCAAAAACAUUGAGACACUUAAAGACGAUAGCAUAGACACUGCUGUUGCCUCGUUCAUGGACUUGAUCCGGACCCCCAAGAUGAGAAGGAACACAUUCAUCCUCAGCUACAACUGGUUCACUAGUGCUGUGGUGUAUCAGGGCCUGAUCAUGCGUCUGGGGAUCCUGGGUGGAAAUGUCUACAUUGACUUCCUCAUCUCAGGCAUAGUGGAAUUCCCCGCUGCCAUCCUCAUCCUCUUCACAAUUGACCGUAUCGGUCGACGGCUGCCGUUUGCAGCAGCCAACAUUGUCUCCGGAGCCGCCUGCCUUAUAACGGCUUUCAUUCCAGAGAGUCUGUUCUGGUUAAAAACAGCUGUGGCUUGCAUUGGGAGACUGGGAAUCACUAUGGCUUUUGAAAUGGUGGUGUUUGUAAACACUGAAUUGUACCCGACCUUCAUCAGGAACUUGGGUUUUUCUGUGUGCUCCACUUUAUGUGAUAUCGGAGGGAUUGUAGCCCCGUUCCUGCUUUACAGACUUGCAGUCAUCUGGCUGGAGCUACCGCUUAUCAUUUUUGGAAUCCUGGCAGUGGUUGCUGGUGGUUUGGUGCUGCUGCUUCCUGAGACCAAAGGCGCACCCCUUCCAGAGACCAUCGAUGACAUUGAACACCCGCACAGAAAUAAAGAGGACACGGUGAAAAGUCAUCAGCUGGAGAAUCUACUGAAUCCAGAUGUGACAAAUAAUAAAGAAACUACGACAGUCUGAGUGGAACAUUAGCAAGUCUCCUUAAAAACUUGAAUUUACACAAACUCAGGAGCGAAUCUUAGGAUACACUGUUUUUUCCGACUAACAGGAAUUUCAUGAACACCAGGUUUCUUGUGUAAACACUCCUGCAAGUGAUUUACAAAUAAAUUCAUUCACAUCCAGUUUGACAA
Molecule: messenger RNA, 1978 nt
Organism: Pangasianodon hypophthalmus (striped catfish)
Lineage: Eukaryota; Metazoa; Chordata; Actinopteri; Siluriformes; Pangasiidae
Gene: slc22a2
Product: solute carrier family 22 member 2
Exons: 11
Coding region: 123-1808 (561 amino acids)
Biological process (GO): transmembrane transport
Cellular component (GO): membrane
Source: RefSeq, a predicted model, not a curated record